AUGGCAUCAAAAUCAGUGUUGCUGGAUUUACCAAAUGAGCUUUUUCCAUUUAUUUUUCAAUACUUGAGCUCAAUCGAUCUUAUAAAAGCAUUUUCCGAUCUACAAUCGCACCGGCUUCAAGCGCUCAUUCAACCUUUUAUAUCACAACUUGAUGUUUCUCAAGAAUCUGAUACAUGGAUUCAAACUUAUCUACCAGAUAUAUUAAACAAACACAAUAUUAUUGCACUUCGUCUACAAAUGAAGUAUCUUGUCUUCAUAUCUGAAUAUUUAUUAUCAACUAACAUUCAAUCUGUAGAAGUAAUUAACUGGGGUCCUAUUGAUGAUACAGGAAAAACAGUACUAGGUCAACUUCGACGACAUUUAAAAAUGUUUUUUAUGACGUGUCCAUAUUCGGAUGAAGAUGGAGAUCUAGCAAGUCACUUAUUUCAAUCCGAUUCUCAACUUCAACAUCUUGCUAUAAAUAACUGUACGCUUUAUAUUAAUGAUAUUGACAUUUGCACUCAAUUAACACAUCUUUCAAUUGAACUUGAAGGAAUGCAUCCACUAUUUAUACUCGUUGAACAUUUAACUGGUAUUCAGGAAUUGAAGGUCAAAAUUCGAAGUCAAGACUGCAUUGUUCAAUUACCACCCGAGACUAGUGAAAUAAAACCAUGUCGUUCACUUCAUUCUGUUACUUUUACCGGCUGGAUUAAGUAUUUUGAUCAUAUGAAAAGUUUCUUCACUAAUUUUGGCUCGACUAUCGAAUGUCUCUCGUUAAACAUCGAUUUAAUGUUUCUUACAGUGGAUGGUAAAGGACUGGAACAGGGACUAUUGGACAAAAUGCCUCGUUUAUCAUCACUUGAUUUAAUCAUCCAUUCCACUGUAGCAGAUUCUGAUCCAUUAGACAUCAAAACAUUCCAGAGUUUCACUUGGCAAAAGUUCAAUCCUAUAGUGUAUUGGAAUGAUAGACAUGCUCAUCAGCAUACGAUUUUCACCUUACCAUAUAAAUGUGAUCAAUUUCAUCAUCUUUCAAACGAAUUUGUUUCAUCAUGUGUCUCAAAUCGACCAGUUUCUCUUUCUUUUAAACAUGUUCGUUCCCUCUCACUCACUACUACAACAUCAUUAACUAUGGAAACAUUUCAGUUCAUUCAAAAAGCAUUUCCAAAUGUUAAAACACUUGAAUUAACAAAUUGGAUCAAACAUCCAUUAGAUGAAAGUGAAGAAGAUACAAGUGUUUCUUCCGUGAAUGAAGAUCUUCUUUUCGAUACUACUUUACAAAUACCGUCUGUCACUCAAUUCUGUCACUUCACAUGGUCACAAUAUGAUAAUUAUAAGACAUUUCGUCGUCUUCUUUCUCUUUUUCCAAACUUGAUUUGUCUAGAACUGGAUAUUGAACAAUCAAUUCUGCGUGAUAUAUUAACGCUUGCACAUAAAGAUGAUUUGGUCAAAACUUUAUUUGCUAAUAUCGAACAACUGAAGAUAAGCGAUUUUCAUCAUGAAGCAAAGCCAUUGAUAGACGCAGAAUUUCAUCAUUUUUUCCCCAGAGUUAAAAAUCUCAUCACUGAAGACGAUGAUGAUGCUGACAUUGAGUGA
This is a messenger RNA of Didymodactylos carnosus, 1572 nucleotides long. Lineage: Eukaryota; Metazoa; Rotifera; Eurotatoria; Philodinida; Philodinidae. The record is from the annotation of a GenBank genome assembly.